This is a messenger RNA of Dracunculus medinensis (Guinea worm), 369 nucleotides long. NCBI's taxonomy places the organism in Eukaryota, Metazoa, Nematoda, Chromadorea, Rhabditida, Dracunculidae. The record is from the annotation of a GenBank genome assembly.
GGCGGUCUUGAUAAAUUAACCGGAGAUAAUGAAGGUGAUGGGGGUGAGAAAACAGAAUCAGGCGAAGAUCCAGAGGUAGUUGCUGCACGACUUGAACAAGAGGAACGAAGAAAAGAAAAACACAGAAAAAUGGAAAGAGAGCGAGAAAAAAUGCGGCAAGAUAUCAGAAAUAAGUAUAACAUAUCUAAAAAGGAAGAUGGUGUUCCUGUUGCCGUAAUUGAUGGACGUAUUGGAUCAUCGAGAAAGAAAACACCGGAAGAGUUAGCGCAAGAAAUGAAUUUAGGCUUAACAGAACAAGUUGAAAAAGCUAAAACGGUUGUCUCGGGCGCUUUUGAAACUGUCAAAGGAUUUCUUCCAUUUGGAAAAUAA